AUGGAAUCAUGGCGGGAACGAGGGUUUGUACCGGACUCCGAUUCAGAGGAGGAGUUUGAUAGCCAGGAAUCACAGAACGUGAUUCAGGAAACAGAAGGAGAUGCCGGAGUUCAAGACCCUCCGGCAUCGCAGGACGUUAGGGUCCCAAUAAACAAAGAACAACAACAGCAUACCUCCGAGAACAUCGAUUUCGAUGAAAGCCAGUCCGCACGAUCGAGCCCCGAUGCUUUGGAUACGACGAUACUGUCAGAAAACGAGGACGGAGAGCCUACGCCGAAGGCAAUACCACGGAGGACGGGGGAGAAGAAGGAUGGAUCACAGAAAGAGGAUCAAGUGAGGGGGGAGGACGGGGCUGUGGCAUCCCAAGAAUUACCGAUAGGCGCAGGAUCCAGUUCGCUGUCGACACCGAAACCCAAGAAAAAGAAGGAUAUACGGAAUAUUCCCAGUUCGUCGCCGGACGAGCUACAGACCGACUAUCAUCCCUUCCGAAAACAGGCCCCUCUGUCGCCGAUACGACCCAUUCAUAGUCAACCGGAACCAAGUGGUGAUGAUAACGAUGAUGAUAUGGCUUCCCCUCUGUCGUCUCCGCCAUCGUCGCUUCACUCCCUGCCGAUAAGUGAGGACAAUCAGUUUGACAAAGAUGGGACGCAGCUGGUGCCUGAGAGGAAUUUGAUGGACCUAUUUCCUCCACCUGAUUCAUCACUGCUUCGCUCUUCUCCGCCUGCAAAUGAUAGAAAUGAUGCCGAGGAUACAGAACAGCCACAAGAGAACAGCCUAGAGAAUUUGCUGCCUCCACUCGAAAUCCCAGAAGAUAUCAUGCAGGAAUUGGCCCAGCCAUCGAGGAGAUCGCUACGACAACGCAACCCUAUUCAGAUGCACCCUUACCUCCUGGAGGACGCGAAAUAUCAAAGCCUAAUGAAGGCAAGAGGUGUCAAACCGCUGCGCAUUGCUCAAUACCAGGAAGCGUUGCGCGCAGCCAAGGAGAGUCAAGGCCAGGAAUUCGUCGAUAAUGUGCCGCCUCCAUCAAGCAGCCCCGUGUUGGGAUUAUCAUCUCCGGCGGAAAAUAGUCGCUUGCCUGAAGUUAGUUCUCAGAACCGAAUUCACCAACUCUCUCCCACCCACGCACGGUCUGCGGAUGCUAUCAGAGCUCCCAAAAGACGGAGGAUAGCGAAACCCGCCGCUGACGGUCGCCCUCAAUCGCGGCAUUUGGCUCGCCCUCAGGUGCUCAUUGACAAUUCUUCGUCUCCUGUGCGUGCGAAUGGCAAUUCGAUGCACGAUGUCCCUCCUAGUCCACCACGCUCAGGAAGCCUUUCCCCUCUUCAAGCUCCACAGACAUUCAAUGGAUUCAGAUUCCCUCGGGGGUUCAGCCCACCGCCAUUGAACACACCUAGUACAACUUCGAAAUUGGCGGAGAAGGACCGGGGUGAUGAUGUGAAUGAUUUGGAGUUGUCCGACGGCGGCUUUGACCUAGGACCUGGGGAUACCGAGUCUGUUGCGCCCCAAGCCGAACGUAUCGAAUCGGGAGAAGACGAGCAGGAUGCGGAGGAAGGUGAAGGUGAAGAUGGAAAUCAAGCUGAACACCAGGAUGAGAGCGCCGUGAGGAGGUUUCAGCGCCGAAUAAAAGGCGUGCUUCCUGCCUCAUGGCUACGAUUGGACCAGCAAAAACAGCAAGAUACCCGCCUUAACUACACGCAGCGAGCGAACGAGAGAAUGGCUAGGAUGGAGAACACAAAGGGGGUUGCCAAAAAAGUCACUAAGAAUACAUAUGGGACACGUCUUAGCCCGAGAAGGCGACUUGAAUCACUGCAGGAUAUUGUUGACGGGGAAGAUAGCGAAGAAGAUGGAGUUGAGCGCAAUGUCGAUCCCCGUCAAGCUCUGGCUGAUUUGGUAGGCUUUGAUGACCCAUUCAAUGAUCCAGAUCCAGAUCCUGCAGAUGAUAUCCUUGAAGACAACCGCAUUGAUUACAUGUUUCCAGCGACCAAACGCGCUUCUUCGACUCGAACUGGAAAACAGGAGAAGAAACAGUCGAGACCAGAGGGGAGCGGCAGUCGGUUUAGUGAUCACUCUAAGAGACCUCGUCUCAAAAGACAAACGAGGCUUACGGACCCUGUGCAUCAACCGAGAAGGGAGAAGAAAAGGUCUCCGCCUGCUCCUAGACUUGGCAUAUUAGAUGCUCCAGAUAUUACGGCUCAACCACGAAGUCAGCAACCGCAAUUUCUCCGAGUCGCUGCGCGACGAGUUCGUUCCCGACAAGACAGGGGAAGACGCAGUCCAACUCGGAAGGUUUUCCAGUUGAGUACAAGGGCAGACACGGAAGAUGCCAAUACGUCCUUAAGUCAAUGGCGUACAGGUCGCCUUCGGCAGACUAAGUUGCCGCGGCCUCAAACUAAACCCCAAGGACGACCGUCUUUGAAAGACCUUCCUACGAACAGAAGCAACCCCCAUCCAACCUAUAGGUCUCAAAACACAAGCAUACAGGAUAUAUCUGAUGUUCGAUCUGAAGUCCAGACCGAAGAAAAACAGGCCGCCGAACCUGCUCCAACGGCGGACGAGCCGCCUAAUCCAACUUCUGAGAAUACCAACCACCCUGCAAGCUCUAGACAGCGGGACCAAAGCAACAAAUGGUUUGUUCGUCGAAAUGUUACGGUGUCUUCCUUGAAGAGGAACGCCCCAAGGCCCGUGAUCCCAGAGGUGGCCAGCUCUGACAACACCGCCUUCCCAUCUCUUCAUCGGUCUCUUUCAUUGCUUAAUGGAAGAAAUCAUCAGAGACCACCUUCGAGUGCUUACCAACAGAAUCCAAUCAUGCGACGGUUUCUCAAAAAUAUGCCUACAACUGCUGAUGAACCGGGACCCGUCACCGUUCAGACAUUGAAUGCAUCGCGCGAUGAACCACUAGUAGAGAACGCUCGAGCACCGCGGCGGCAGAUUCGAAAACGCCCUCCCCAACGAUUGAACGUCACCUCAAGCGGGAACCAGGGGACGCUUGAAUUAGCCACGUCGGAUCCGGAGCCAUUAGAUGUCGAAAACAGUGAUAUUCAGUCACCCGCAAUGGCUUUGGGUGGUCUCACAGGGUUUCAGAGCUCAUAUAGCGUCAAUUUCAACGUCGCUCCUCUGCAUUCUGGUACAUUCUUUCGCGAGUCUACAUUUAUAGGCAGCGGUGAGCUUGCGCGUUCUCUUGACUUCGGCAAGCGGGACCUGGAUAGAGAUGCUGGAUUUUACUCCUUCAAGGUUGGAAAAUCCAGACUUCGCUGGGGUCCUUGGAAUGACAGUGUGUGGUCAGAGCUGGGGACUGUUUUUGACACUAUGCUCGAUAAUAUUGGAGAGAGCGAUGAAGCCGAGCCCCUUGAUGAGCAUACGUCUAGCAUUGGAAGAGAUGUUUAUAGGAAUUUGAUCAAGUACGUUACGGAGGUAAUUUCGUUCACUGAUCCCAUCGACAGAGUUGGGUUUGUGAACAGAGUCAUUUCCCUUGUCUCCACACUUAAUUACAGCAUGACAGCCCUGGCGUCGAAGUUACCUCAUGAUCUGGAAGCGGUCACAAAGCUCGCUUCAUAUAAUCUCGUGCUGAUUCACCAAGCGCACCAAGUUGCCCGCAAUAGCAAUGGCCUUGUCAACGCCGGUGUUGCGAGCGAAGUUUCGGGGCUUGUCAAACUGGUCUCUAAGCCUAUCGUCACAGUUGUUUCGAGCCCUGCGGGACAGGCCAACAUCUCUAAGUUCCUAGAGGAUCAGAAGUCUCGAGAAUUGCGCGAGUCGGGAGCAAGGGAUAGCUAUCCUGUUGUCGAGGCCUAUAUCAUCCUUCGCAAGAUAUUGGAAAGCACAGACAGCCCUAGCGGGGUGUUAGGUGAUCUUCUGACCGAGGAGUAUUCUGCAUUGAGCACCGUAAAGGAGGUAGAAUGCCUGGAAACUGGGUGGCGCCGGAUGUUCAACAGUCUCCCGUUGAACGAGAUUGAUAGCUUCGGAAUUGUCCGAGUUGGAUCUCGUUUCAGAGAGAAGCAUGACAACUGGUCGGUAAUCAAACAACUACUCAAGCCGGUGUUCCAGGCCAAGGAUCCUGACUUCCCAUCACCCAUCUCACACAAUAACUACUGUCGAAUUUUGUUCCAUCGAUGUCACCAUCUCAUCAACGGUUGGGGCUGGCGGGACUGCAAGCCAAUCCUCGACACCCUUUUUGACUUGUUCGCGAAGAAUACUCUUUACAACUUGAAACCCGAGGAAAAUUACACAUCUCCAGCCUUCCUCGACGAGCUUGACCGCAACCCAUCCUUGGAAGUCCAGACAAGCGACCCAUGCUUUCAUAUAUUCUUGAAAAGCAUCGGCAGCGGGUUACGAUUUUUGUCAAAAGUAUACGAAAAGAAAAAGGUCCGGAACAUCACCUGGCGCUUGUUGCCCAACCAUGGCCGAGAGUAUCCCAAAGAUCGACCUAUUCAUCAAACCGACUUGGACGCUCUGAGGAAUCACCAUGAUCUUCUUUGCACUUUGUAUUUUGCGGUUCCUGACGGAUGUCGUCCUCGGCUAGAAACAAUCAAAAAUCUCGUGGACCCAGCCCGCUCUCAUCAGGAGACAUGCAACAUCAGCCUUCGCUCCUGGUCCAGGCUUGCUCGAUUCAAGCUCUUAACGGAUGAAGAUGUGUCUGGGUUAGAACCGUUUGCAGACUGGCAUUGCUACUUUGUUUCGAAAUUGUUGGAACAGCACAACCUGGCCCGCGAGGAAGUGGAGGCUCAAAACACUGGUGAAAACAAGUUCUCUCACCAGCUAAUCGAGCGCACAAUUUCGCAGAAUCAACGGCAGAUUGAAUCACAAUUGAAAACGGCCCUGAACCUGUUACAGAAUGCCAUCCGAGUCGCCCCUUCAUUGGACCAUGCCGAGAAACUUGUCUCCAAGGAACCCAUCAAAGCGGUGUUAAGUCUGUUCAAUUCCAAGGUUGCUCGCGUGAAUACAACUGUCAUCGAGGCCCUCCAGGUGAUAGUGGUCUACCUUGAAAAAUGUCGCCCCCAGCCUGCUGUUGGAGCACCCCAUGUUCCAGCCCCAGUCGAUGAAGAUAGUCAAGAAUUUGGAGAUUGGGGGGUUUUCGACGCUCUAUACCAGGAGGAAUCGCCGCCAGCGGUGACCGUGCCUCAGGGCGUCGAAUACGUGAACAAAGUCUUUCAUCCGGCUGUCUCGCGCCUUGUGUCCAACUGUUUUGGCGAAGACAAUUGCCCAGAGGAUGCUAUACUCCUGAGCGUUGUGGACUGUUGGACCUCUUUGGCGGAGGUGCUCGUGAAGCACAAGUUGCAGCACUGGGAUAGUUAUUUCAGCCAUUACGGUGGUGAUUAUUCUUGGACGGCACUGCGGUCAACGAUGCAGACCAGGAAAUUCACACCGAAAUUCCUGGCAAACUGUAUCGAGAAAGACUCACAUGUUCUUUCUGAAUGCAAAUCCCAGGUGUUUAGCAUGUGGAUGUCUAGCUUGGUGGAAAGAGAAUCGAUUCUUAAAUUCCAGCAUUGUUUGACAGAGGCUUUGCUCAAUCAGGACUCGUCAAAUCCCAUUCUGCAGAACCUGCCUUUCUCAAGUGACAAAAUGGAUGGGCAGUACUACAUUACGUUGCAAGAGCUACGUCAGCGCAGGGUGUCUCUCAUCUCCAGUCUCCUGGCGAAUAUGCGCACGCAUGUACAAGGGCUGGAAGAUGCGGAAAGCCUUGAUCUCGCGAGUACCAAGCAAGAAUACAAGGAGCUUAUUCAGCAACUCAUGUCGUCCAUGAAGGCGAACUACCAGGAGUUAGGCAGCGGACAAGCCAGCGCACAGGGUGAAUAUGUGGGCUUUGUUCACCGUGUUGUUGGUUUCCUGCAACAACAUACGAGAGAUAUCUGCUUGGUUGACCCAUUCUUCACCGACCCAACAUCGUUCCCCUUGCCGUCGACCGAUCCGACGUACAUUGUGGCGAGACUGAAAGGCUAUGAGCCGAAGUUAUCAUCCAAGAAGGUUGCGAAGCUGUUGAUCACGUUCAUACAGGGCGUCUCCGAGCGAGCCGCCAUCGACGGACAGCAAGUCUAUCUCACCGGACAGCUGCAUGCAUCGAUGAUGGAUUCAUAUGAAUCUGGCGACCCGCACCGGCCUACCUUGCGAGCCAUCCUACUGCAGGCCGUGUUCCCGGCUUACCUCGAAACCGCGUUCAGCAACCCUGUCGCAUGGGUGCUGUGUCGACCGAUCAUCAACGUCAUCUCCCUGACCUUCAAAGACCUGCUCUUCAGCAUGGAUACCACAGAUCCCCGCUGCGUCGCAUCUCUCAUCGGCAUCUUCAACACUGUGUUCCAGUCCUCUCACUAUGCGAUGAAAUCUAUCAUCCGCAACGUCAAUAUGCUGAAAGACCCCUCGGUCGUAAUAACCAUCGCCUCUUUCCUCGAUAUGAUCACAUCCUCCCUCCGAGUCGUCGACUACAUCGACCGGACCAGCGAAGCAGCCGAUCCUCUCAUCUCACAGAUCCGCAUCUUCAGCCAAUUCACCCUCUUCGCCACGUCCUAUCUCCAAGACAAACCCCCAACCCACUUCCUCGAUGACCUAGCCGAGUCCUCAACCACCUUCAUAGAAAACCAUAUCCAGACCGCAGAAACCACUCCCCCCUUCUUCCAAGAAAUCCGCACCUCCGCAACCCGCGAGCUACGAACUUACCUCCACGAAAGCUGGUUCAACCACCAGGGUAAAUACUACUUCACUCGUCGAGGAAAUCAUCAACCCCAGGAAAUCUUCAUCGAGCCGGAAGUCGUCGCGGACUUGGAACAGGCGCCAUGCAAGAUGUUAGAUUCCGCGGCGCAUUUGUUUCUGGAGACAGCGAGGAGGUUGGAUUUCUUGGAGGGUUGGGAGAUGGGGAUGGGCUCUGUGGAGUUGGAGGGGGACUUGAAUGGCGGUGGACUUGAAGUUAUAGAUGUGGACGUGGAUGUCGAGAUGGAUCUAGGGAGUGGUGAACAGGAUGUUAUUGAGAUCCAGCCAGCUCGGGACCUAGAGCUGCCGCUGGAUUUGCUCAUUUUGUAA
Aspergillus affinis is the source of this 7002-nucleotide messenger RNA. RefSeq lists its product as uncharacterized. Gene Ontology annotation, cellular component: nucleus; Cul8-RING ubiquitin ligase complex. Gene Ontology annotation, biological process: double-strand break repair via homologous recombination; replication fork processing. The record is from RefSeq and is a predicted model, not a curated record. NCBI's taxonomy places the organism in Eukaryota, Fungi, Ascomycota, Eurotiomycetes, Eurotiales, Aspergillaceae. The transcript has a single exon. Bases 1 to 7002 code for a protein of 2333 amino acids.